Molecule: messenger RNA, 6321 nt
Organism: Acanthoscelides obtectus
Lineage: Eukaryota; Metazoa; Arthropoda; Insecta; Coleoptera; Chrysomelidae
Source: the annotation of a GenBank genome assembly
GAAUAUCACAAGCUGCAAUCGAAUACUUGCAAUCCAGCUCUAUAAAUCGAUCUCAACAAACUGACAAGAGCCUGACAGCGAUAAAAAUCCUGACACUUGUUUUGACGUAAAAUGUAAACGCAAGUGGCAAAAUGUGGAAAAAAGAAAAACAAACAAAUUCGUUAGUACCGUGUCAAAUUAAUAAAAACCUAAUUAAGUGCAAUUCAGCAGUUUAAGAUUAUCCUCAUUUAAAAUAUUACGUAUCAACUAGGGCAGAUUUGGAGAGGCGGUAGGGUGAGCGUGUAAUUUGAGACUUUCCAUUAACAUUAUCAGCGAUGAUUGACAGAUAAGUCGAACUCCCCCGCUAGUGAAAUCAAAGCGAAAAUCAUGUCGGGGCAUGCAGUGGUUGUGUGGGAAUACGAAAUCCGAACUGGAUAUUGGAAGCCAUACAGCCCUGCAGUCAGCCAACAUUUGGAGAGGGCCAAUGGAAAGCAGUUGACCAGGGUGAUACUUUCAGAUGCUGAUCCCUCUCUUAUGCACUACUUCGUCAAUUUGAGGACGCUAACCCAAGAAACUGAAGAUUCAGAGAUUAUAGUUCCUGUGAGAAGGAAAUGUUAUCCUCCAUCUUCUCCAGCUGGCAAAGGAGCUAGAUGGGAAUGUGCUGGGUCUGAACAACAUGGCCCAGAGUGGCAUCCUUUUGAUAUGGAUAUACAGUGUUUGAUAGAAGAGGCCUGGGCAAAUGGUGACCAAAUGCUGGACAUGAGCCAAACUCACCUAGGUUUCCCUUACUUGAUCAACUUCAGCAAUUUGACACAAAGAUGGUUGACUAAUGGUUAUGUGAGGAGUGUCAGAAGAAUAAAACAAGCUCCUUAUCCUCUUGUCAAAGUUAGAUUGGAAGAACUAGCACCCACUACAGGUCGCAGAGGAUCAGAAAUAAGAAAAUCCUGCCAUGGGAUCAACAAGAAUAACUCUCAGCAACCUCAAACAGCUAAAGUUAUUGGAAGUAGUGCAGCAUUGAAUCAGACAGAUAACAGCAAGAGAAAUGUCAAUGCUAAUAAGAAGAAAACUAGCAACAAAAUAAAGAAUAAUAAUGAUACAACUCCAGCUACUUUGGCCAGGCAGAUAUUGAAUAAUUUGAAUAUAUUUGGUCACAAGUCAGGUAACAGUGCACCUCAAACCAGCGAAAACAGGAUUCUACUAGAUGCAGAUAGCAGUAGUACAAAAUCAGGUAGAAGACCAAGUUUGGAUACAGUGUCAACAUAUCUUAGCCAAGAAAGUAGAGAUAGCAGAGCAACAACGUCCACAUCUGAUCUGAUCAACUGUAGCGGGAGUGAUGAUGGUCUUGUUGAGGAUCUGCCUUCUAUCAUUGGCAUGGACCCUGCAAGCGCAGCAAUCUCCCGCUACGUUCGGAUUUCGAAACCCUCGGAAUGGGCCCCUCGGCAACCGUGCCCCGCCUGCCGUCAGCCCUUAGCCGUUCAAUCGGCCCCCGUUGACGUCGUAGUCGCACUCCCCUGCAGCCACGUACUGCACCUGUGCUGCCUCAAUGGGGCCCUCAGCGAACAGCGGGAUAGCGGGGCCCGGUGCAUGUACGCGCAGUGCGCUGUUUGUGGUAGAGUGUAUGGGGAGAAGCAUGGGAAUCAGCCACCUGGGGCUAUGGAAUGGGGCGUCAUCGACAGGUGUCUGCCCGGGUUCAAGGGGUGCAGGUCUAUACAGAUUGUUUAUAAUAUUCAGUCUGGUAUUCAAGGUCCAGAUCAUCCUAAUCCUGGCAGGGAAUACUAUGCAGUCGGUUUUCCUAGAAUCGCUUACUUGCCCGAUAACCCGAAAGGCAGACGAAUUCUACGAUUGCUGAAAGUUGCCUGGCAGAGAAAACUUAUAUUUACAGUUAGCAGGUCGCACACUACUGGUUGCGAGGACGUGGUAUCCUGGAACAUUCCGCACAAGACAGAAAUAGGUCCAAGCAACAACAGUCACAGUUAUCCAGAUUCUGGAUAUCUGACUAGGGUUGUAAGAGAACUUGAAGCUCUGGGUGUUGUAGACGAGCAUGCUAUCUCCAAGAGGUAACAUUACCUAAAAAGAAUUUUUGUUUUUUUGAGGGGUGUCUUUGUGCAAAAAGUCCAGAAGCUAGGUUGAGAAAACACGAGCGUUUGUAUUGUGUCUAUUAUUCCUUAAAUUAACUUCAAUUAGAUUUUAGUGAGAUUCAUCGUUUGUCGUCAGAUGUAGUGCUUGCCUUAUAAUCAUAAGAUAGAGUUUAGCCAACAUCUGUUUUUGUAUUUGAAAACAAAAAUGAACUUAUUACUUUAAAAACGAGUGCAAUAUUCCUUUGGAAACUGUUCGCAUAUUAGUCUAAUACCCGUUUUUCAUUACAAUAAAUCGACGGAAUUCUUCAUAACUUGAUUCAAAAGUAUUAAACAGGAAUUUGACGUCACAUAAAUCCAUGAAGGCCUUCGUGGAUUUCUUCAUGCAGUUCGAUCUUGUUCUAAUUUUUGCCAAGUUGGACGUCAAAUUAUAUGGCGCCAACCUUGUUUUCCGUUCCGUUUUAAUGAACAACUUUUCAAUUCAAGCAUAGUACUUUGAUAGAACUUAUUUAUAGUAUUUAACAAUAUGGUUUGUUUAUGAGAUUCUCCUCAAAAUCAAAACCACAAUACAUAUAAAAACUCAAAAUGUGUCUAGCAAGAAUUUGGAGUGUGGUUGGCAGCACUAUGUGCUGUCAGAUAAUUUAUGUAGUCCAAUUGUAUUAGCAAAUGUUUCCGAAAUAAUUGUAAAGUCUGUUUUUAUUGGUGCAAGUUGUUCAAGGAGGUAUUUAAAACAUAGACGCAUAAAAUUUGUGGAAAAACUUUUUAUUUGACAACAAAGAAUGAGAAAACGUGUUUUUUGGGAUUAAAUCGGAAGGGUUGGCAGUAAUGAGAGAUCCUAUUAAUAGUAGAAAUGUUAUGGCAGGUUUUGGCACUUGUUGGUAAUGCGACGAUUAUUUCACUCAACCACUUGAAAUUCUUCAAAUCCGUAGGAUUCAUACUUCUAAAUAACAACAAAAUUGGAAUAUAUUUGUGAAAUAGUUUAUUGAGAAUUUCUAAUUGUUUAUCCCAAAACACCUGUUUUCCGGCCAUCACUACUAGUUUAUUGAACAUUAUACAUUGUUUGUUGUACCUUGCCGACAUGAAUCACAAACCAUUCCGAAAGAAAAAUGUUAUUUUUUUUCUGCAAAACAAAUUCAAAUAUUUCGUAUUUGUGAGUAAUUGAACAGAUGCGCUACGAUAUUCGAAAAACAUACGUUACUAUACACAUUUCAAAACAAAGCGGAUGUGUCUAUCAUCUUUUGUUGCGAAUUACUCACAAAUACGAAAUGUUUGAAUUUGUUUAAAAGAAAAAACGUAACCCAACCUUUUUUGCAGAAAAAUAACAUUUAUCUUCCGGAAUGGUUUGCGAUUCAUAUCGGCAAGGUAAACUAGUGUAUUUUAAUAAAAAUUGCCCUUUGAGCUAACCCUGUAUAUUGCUCAAUAAACUAGUAGUGAUGCCCUGAAAACAGGUGUUUUGGGAUCAACAAUUAGAAAUUCUAAAACUCCUUGACCAAUCUACUCCACUUUUGUUGUGGUUAUUUAGAAAUACGAAUUUGAAGAUUUUCAAAAAUUUAUGAGAAGCCAUAUCGUCGCAUUACCGACAACUGCCAAAACCUGCAGUUUGCUUCUGUUUUAGACCAAAACUUUUUUGCUAAUAGACGGAUCUUUUUACUUGUGGUCUCAUUUUGUAGGUCUCAUUAAUACCUAAAAAUCUUUUAUGAAGAGUUUUUUCGUUCCUGUCUACGCUUUCGAUUGAAUCCCAAAAAACAAGUUUUCUCAUUAUUUGUUGUCGAAUAAAAAGUUUUCCCACAAAAAUUGGUGUAUCCUUUUAUAUGCGUCCAUGUUUUGAAUACCCCCUUGAACAACUUACAGCAAUAAAACCAGACUUUACAAUUAUUUCGCAAACCAGGGGUAUUUUCGUGUAAUAUGAUUAGACUAAUGAGUUUAUCCAACGAUAUAAACGCUGCAAAACAUAAAUCCUGAUGACCUUGAAGAAAUCCAUCUGAAUAAAUUCGUGAACAAAUUGUUGAUGUAAAACGGGUAUAAGAUUUGAAUUAGUAACCGACCUUCACCCAUCUGUUUAAUGAAUGAAGAGUAUUUUUAUCAAAAGUACGAGUAUCAUAAAAAUAUAUCGCGAGUGGGUUGAUUUGUUGAGACUAUGAUAAUUUUCGAUCAUUAAACAGGUGGGUAAGGUUGUUUCUAAUUCGGAUCUUCUACUGUAUUGGGCGCCAAUAAUAGUAAAGUAUUUUUCACGAGUAUCCAUUAUGGUAGAAUAACAGCUGAUUAGUGAUAUAUAAAAACUCCCCAUAUCGACAAAUGACUUAAUUCUGACGAUUAUUUUGUACUUGAACUAUAUUAUUUUGAAAACUUGAUUGAAGGGCACUCAUACGUAACGACAAUGUUUUCGAGACAGAGACACACAACUAAAAAACGUAUGUCUUUGAGCGUUCACACAGGGGUAGGUUGCAUGUGUAUGUAUGAGGGAGUUGGAGAUAUGUAAAGGGAUACUGGUAGGUCUUACUUUGACCCGCCAAGAACGGUGACUCUAACUAUACAAAGGUGUCACUUGCUGAUCAGUUGUUCACCUCAGUGUUGUAUCCUUAUAACUUUAUGCUCCCUGUAAAAUAUGUCAGUGUCAUGUAUUUGAAUCAACACUGCAAUGUCAAGUCCGCUGGGGCAAUGUAAGCACAUGUUAGUCGUUAGUUAAUAAAUCCUAAAUUGGGAUUAAUCCUUCAUUUAUUACGUGUAAUACACAACACUCAGUAGACAUCGAAACGUAAUGGAUACUCGUGUAAUAAUAAUAUUACGGUCUUCAAAAACCAAAAGUUCGAAAGAGAAAAGGUUAAAAUCGCUUUAAAAUAAACUCAAAAUACUGUUUAUGGUCAUGUAGAGCAAGGUUUUAACCUUAAUUUAGAUACUUGGCGACCUCAAAAAUUAUAAUUUUUAAGAGAGUUUUUAAGCAUUGAAUAUAUCCCCUGGUAAGCCAGAUCAAAUUUGUUUACACAUUUUCCCAAUAAAUUACAAUUGUAUUGCUCCGACAAAUUUGUUUCAUGCUUUUUUAGAUUAUUCCAUUAAUUUUUCUCUAAUGCUGACCAUUUUCGAAUUACACGCGAUUGUAGUGCCUGAAAAGCCUUGAAAAUGGGUAUAUUCAGUGCUUGAAAACUUUUUUAUAAAUUAUAUUUUCGAGGCCAAAAUUGGCAUACUGGUUUUCGCAGACUGAACUUCAGCACCUUACCUUGAUUCACUGACAAUGUAAUAUUUUACAUUUGAUCAUUUCAAAGUUUUUUGUAGUUGAAACAAUAAGAACUAUAUGAUAAGUUUAGGUAAAGAACAAAUCAAAUUUUUAUAUUGUGGGCCUAUUGUACAUAUAUUUAUAUUAUAUUAGAGUAAAACGUUCUUCUAUAUUGAAUGAUUCUGUAUAAUGAUACAGGUUUCCUCAUUCCUGGGCAGCUAUUAAUGUGGUAGCCUUUUAUAUAUAAGAAUGUUCAAAGUUUAGAAAUAUAUAUAUGGAAAAAUAAAUUGGAUACUGUUAUAUCAAUACUCCAAGUAGAUACAGUUAAAAUAAGCAAUAUUGUUCCAUAAUAGUGAUUAAAUCGAUACUUUCCAGUAUUAUUAUAAAUAGUGAUUAGUUUCCUUUUGCCAUAUUAUGUGUAUAUAUAAGAUCCAUAAUAAUAUUAGCAGUAAUAAUACUGUCUUCCUAUAAACAAUAAACGUUUUAUCUCAUUUUGCUUUGUGAUAAAUUUAUUUUUGUUUGCAAUAUUUUGGCUUUAAUUUCUAUGAAAUCUUGGAUUAUGCAGUCUGUAGGAUACAUCUAAAUUUGUAAUGUAUAUAGUUCUUUCAGCUGGUAUAAAAAGCAGAAACUUUCCUGCCAUUUCGUCUGUCAUAGCAGCAUAUUUCAAUUUCUGGAAUAUGCAGUAAGUUAAAAAUGUGAAAACCUCCUCAACAAAAAGGGAAACGAUAUAUUCCUGACAUUUAAAAUUGUCUUUUAAUUGAUACUUACAUACUUUCAGUUAGGUAUGAAUUGAAUAAAUCUAUUUCCUACAGAUUGACACUUUUUAUAAAAAAUAUAGAUUUACUUUUUGUUGGUCAUAUUGAGUUUAUUAUCUAUUAUGAUGAUGAUUUUAAGAUCCUAUAUUUUAUUGAAUAUGUAUUUAUUCGUUAUUUAAUAUGAUUUAGUACAAACUAGCAUUUAAAUUUACUUUCAAGUAGUAUACUGGAGACUAGUCUCCGAAUUAGUGCUCAAUAAUCGAAUCACUUAUAAGGUUUGUAUUUUUUUAGCAAUAUACGC